ACAGCGCGGCAGCGAGAGAGAGAGAGGGAGAGCGAGCGCUUCCUCCUCGAGACCGAUUAACAGCUGGUCGUUCAAGGGACGCGACGCGCGCGAUCCAGUCGAUUUCUUCGGGUCGAGCCGCCUCGGCCUCCGCCGAGGCGCAAUAAAUAUCGACCACGGCACGCAGGCCGGAAGCUUAGCGAUGCGAAAAGUGGACCAUUCGAUAUCGGGCCACGUCAUAUCACCCUGCGCCCGGCGUCGUCGAAAAGCCGCGAGAUGCAUCGCGAUCGCGACAUGUGCACAUUCUCAGGGGGUGGCUCGCUCGCGCGCUCCCCGUGCAUCAAACGGGGCUCUCUCGCCAAGUUCGCGCUCUACGCGGUAGCGCGCUGACGGAUUCGCGCUGUAAUAUAGAUUGUUUCCGCGGAACCGGACGGAGAAAACACGAUUUUUUUUGUCAGUGCGGUGCUGCGGUGGCGAACGCCGAUUACUCUCCUCCCCCCGAAAAGUUCCCUUCGACGAAAGGAAAAAUAUGCCGUGGAGCGCUCGCGGAGCAGCCGAGCGGGAGGAAUGCCCGUAAAAAAGGGUGCGUUUACGUAUGGGCGUGCGGGGGUGACUGGAGUGAUGGGAUGGGGCCAGAGCCCCAUGGAGUUCGGGUAGACCCGUCUCCGGCCCAGCUCCCCAGCCCCCUCCGCCAUCGAUAUCGCCACUGCUCCUGCCAGCGACGCAGAGGGCCGCCUCGAUCGCGAUGGAGGCCUCCUCUAGCAAUCAACAACAGAAAGAAAAGGAGCCUCGCGUUCACAGGCCUUGCGCCUUCGACAAGAUGGAGGGGCUGGUGCGGGAGAUGCAAGACCCUGAGAGCGGGGUACCCGUGCGAAGUCAGAAACAGUUCCUCACCUCGAUCCCCUCAGCGUUCAUGGGUGAGUGCCAUCGGUACCUGCGUUGUGGAGUAAGCGUAAGCGGCCAUCACGGCCAGGACACUACAGUAGGCUGCCUGCGUGUUGCAGGUUACGACCUCAUCGAGUGGCUGAUGGAGCGGCUUGCCAUCGAAGAAUCAGUAGAGGCGGUCCACAUUGCUAAUCAACUAUGCCAGUAUGGCUACUUCUUCCCGGUGAACGACUCCAAGACGCUUACUGUAAAGGAUGAUAGCUCUCUGUAUAGGUUUCAGACACCUUAUUAUUGGCCGUGGCAACAUAGAACCCCCGACAACGUGGAGUACGCGAUCUAUCUGGCUAAGCGAACCCUGAGGAACAAACAACGUCACGCUCUCGAGGACUAUGAGAUCGAUGCUUUGAACAGCCUGCGCAAGAAUCUGCAGAACAAGUGGGACAUCAUACAACUCCAAGCCGAGGAACAGGCUCAGGUACGGCUGUCGAAGGAGCGGAAAAAGGGAGAUAAGAUAGUGAGCGAUUCGCAGGAACGAGCGUUUUGGAGAGUAUAUCGGCCACCACCCGGAUGUCUCAGCAGCCUGGAAGUUGUGCCCGUACCUACUCGUUUUCGUCCUGGACUUCCACGACCUCCGUCACGCAAACGCACUCUAACCGAUCUGCAACGUGAGGUGGCCCUUCUACGGAACAGUUUGACACGCACGAGGAUCAAGGUCUCGACUGCGAUUGAAAAUUUUAAAUCAUACUUCGAAACGUACGUGGAAUACGACCCGAUGUUUGUACAGCCGCAACCUUCCAAUCCAUGGAUCACCGAUGAUCACAUGUUCUGGCAACUGAAUAGCCCCUUAGUGGAAGUUCCUACGGAGAAGCGUGUUAAGCGAUGGGCGCUGUCGAUGGAAGAGCUGAUGUCUGAUCCUACAGGUUUACAAGAGUUCACGAAUUACUUGAGAAAGGAGUACAGCCACGAGAACAUAAGAUUUUGGCUGGCGGUUAAAGAUCUCAGGCACAGUUUUCAAGCACAAAUACCCGAUAAAGUCAACGAAAUUUUUAGAGAAUUCCUGGCGCCCGGAGCUCCCUGCGAAAUCAACAUAGACGGGAAAACGAUGGAGAAGGUUCAUCAGGAGAUGAAAAAUCCGAGCAGAUUUACGUUCGAUUCCGCCGCGGAGCAUGUAUAUACCCUACUCCUGAAGAAGGACUGCUAUCCUAGAUUUAUUCGCUCCGAUCAGUAUCGUAAUCUCUUAGCUGCCGGCGUGCAACCUUUGCAAAAGAAGAGAUUUUUCGGCUUCGGCGGCCAAGCGAAGAAGAAAAUUUCCUCUACUUCGACUCCAACGUCUAGCAUUUUGCAGCACGCUAACAUAGGUAGUGGCGGUGGCGGCGGCAGCGGCGGUGGCGGCAGGCGAAGAGGAAGCGACCGCAGCCUGACCGGAAGCGCCCACGAGCUCGCUGUGUGCGGGGUGCGCGACAUCACUUCCGCACCGCGAGUACCGCACUCCCACAGCCAAUCGAACCUCACCGACAUCCCAUACAGGGGAGAUCUACCACGACUCGUAAAGAUACCUUCGAGGCCUAGUCCACAUAGUAUUCAGGAUGCUGGCGCGACGGAAGUGGCGGUUCGCCCUAUGGACGACGUAUGCCCAUGGGACACCGCGCCGGGCCCGAGCACAGAACACGCGGCGGAUGCUGGCAAUGCGGCGGCGGCGGCGAUGUCCUCUGGCGGGACAGCGUCAGCUGAUCAGACCCGACACGUGUGGGACAGCGGCGGCAGUCACGCGACGAUCGCGCAUUCCGCCGAGGCCGCGCGUGCCUCUCGCAAGAACUCGGCGCAACUGGACUCCUGCAGCUCGUCGUCGGACGUCAGUCUCGCCAUCGCGGAGGUGUCCGAACGGCUGCGGAAGUCGUGCAGUUUGCAGCAUAGCGGUAGCAUAGGUGCGCCGACUUCCGGCAUGAUGACGCGGAACUACUCGACCUGCUCCGCGAGCGGCCGCAUCAGACUGUCCGAAACGAGUCGCGCGUCCGUCUCGUCUUGCAAUUAUCCGUCGCCCCAGCAAUCAUUCGAGUACUCUCACGUGGUCGAGAAGGUGGAAGAGAAGUCGUCCUUGGAGAUGAUCGUGCCCGAGGAGGAGACGCUCGCGGAACCUGUCGUCGCGAAGGAGAGCCAAUCGAGUAGCAGUCCCAGAACAACUGCGAAGGCGCCCCUGAUCAGCAUCAGCGCGAUCGUGGGCGAUCUGCCGAGCGACAACUCCACGAUAGAGAACGCCGACGAGGACGCGAGCGAGAGCUGCACGGCGAAGGACGCGGGGGAGAUCGUCGCCGAAGAAAGAAGCGCCCGCGAAGACUCGCGAGCCGACACCGGGGCGGAUGUGUCGCCGGUGGCCGAGGAAUCGGCGACGACUGAGGAGCCGCCGGAGGAUGCGCAGGUCGUGCCUGUCUGGGAGCCGGACACCCGACAGGAAGAAGAAGACCGAUCGGCGGCUCAGGCGGUGCCUCAGGAGAAGCGUGACAAUAAUGUUAACGAAGUAUGCCCGUGGGAGGACGAGGAGAACUGUAGAGUGGAUGCACCCUAUGUAAAAACCUAUGCGACUUUAGGUUACUUGUAAUUUGUCGUUGAUAUUAAAUCUUGCAUUUUGCAUUUCAACAUUCUCACGAGAUUCAAUUUCCACUUUUAAUCCACUUUACUGAGUGCUCGCGUGUUCAGACCGUCGACACCGCGGGGAAGCUUCGACGAUCAUUGCCGUUUGUCCGAGUAGCGCGACGGGGCGUCUUUCGGGAGAGGGGGGUUACGAAAACGUAAAAGGGUGUUUCUGACAGGACGAGCGCGCGCUGGCGAAACGCGAGAACCCGAGCGGAACUCGCGCGCGGAUCCGCGUCCGAGAUCGCGCGACCGAGAAUUGGAGUGUAACGCGCGCGAGCAAUUUGUUCGAUAGCAUCGGCCGCGCGCGAGAAAACCGCGCGAUGGAGAACGCAGCUGAACCGCGCCCGUUCGCCCCCGAUCGAAUCGCGAAUGUUGCUUGUACGGCUUAACUAAUUCGUUCGCCCGAGGCCGCGCCGAGAAACCGCGACGGAUUUCGUCGAGAUCUCGGCUUACGACGUAGUGGAUCUCUCUCGUCUUUUCCGACGCGUUUAGCGCGUGCGGAGCUACUCGAUCUCCAUUAAUCUCGCGAUGCCGCUCCUGGUAGUGUGCGCGAGCCUUGUUUGAAAGAGGAAACUGGGGGAAAAACGUUUGCGACGCGGAGACUGUUUUGUGGGGAGGGGGGAGAAAAAGAAGAAAACGUAAAAACGCCGAGAAAGAACAGACAAGGUAGCCCCCCCCCCCCCUCCCAAUGUUGUUUGUAGACUAACGUAGAACUAGAAGCUUUAGACACCGUAUGUCGUGUACGUACAAGUAGCGAAUUACAAGUAGGAUCGUGUGUGUCUCUUUCUCUUUCUGUGUUGAUUAAGUAAGUGUUCGACUCGGCAACGAGCAGCGUCGAUAAUUGCAAAUUCGAGCGUGCGGACUGGGAACUUCAUUGUGCUCGGUUCGAUCUGGUAUUUCGCGCAAACGCGCGCUCGUAGGGGCGCCAGCCAAACCUGAGCCCUUUGGCCGCUCUCCAUGGUCGCGCUUUUCC
This is a messenger RNA of Dinoponera quadriceps, 4468 nucleotides long. RefSeq names its product regulator of G-protein signaling 11. The record is from RefSeq and is a predicted model, not a curated record. The transcript is spliced from 17 exons. NCBI's taxonomy places the organism in Eukaryota, Metazoa, Arthropoda, Insecta, Hymenoptera, Formicidae. Gene Ontology annotation, biological process: G protein-coupled receptor signaling pathway; regulation of G protein-coupled receptor signaling pathway; intracellular signal transduction. Bases 725 to 3460 code for a protein of 911 amino acids.